AGGAUGUCUAUCCCAGAUGGUUUUAGACAGGGAACUGAACCCUCCACCUCGAGGCUCCAAACACAGACAGUAGCAUGUACGGGGGAGAUCAUCAAUGGAAACUGCUAUGAGUUCAACCCCACACCACUGGCCUUUCAAGAUGCACAGGCGUUAUGCAGAGCUCUUGCCCCAAAUGCUGAGCUUGCAUCUGUAACCAGUGACGAUCUACAUUCCCGCCUGGUGUCCUUGGUGACCAGUGGUGGCAAGAACAACCCUGUGUUGACCUGGCUGGGAGGCAUGGUCAAGAACCAGCAGGCAUCCUGGGUAGACGGGUCAGAGUGGAGUUACAGCGACUGGAUGCCAGGUCACCCCAACAUUCAGACUGAUAAACCAGUCUGCGUGGACAUGUUCAAGAUAGAUGAGAGCUGGUGGACAGCCACUGAUUGUGAACUGAAGAGAGCAUCCAUCUGCUCAUACCCGAUCACUGCAUGAAAACCACAAAGAAACACAACAUAAGAGAGUGACCACCUUGAUUUGUCUUCUCUUGAAUACCCCGAACAAUCUUUCUCACAGACAUUGUUGUCUGUCUGUGUUUUCCUUAAAUAAA
Morone saxatilis (striped sea-bass) is the source of this 586-nucleotide messenger RNA. Its product is annotated as lectin-like. The coding region runs from base 4 to 471 and encodes 155 amino acids. The transcript is spliced from 4 exons. Lineage: Eukaryota; Metazoa; Chordata; Actinopteri; Moronidae. The record is from RefSeq and is a predicted model, not a curated record. Gene Ontology annotation, molecular function: signaling receptor activity.